ACGUGGAACACCAAAACCCUACAUACCCAUAGUCUCUCUGAGUGAGAUAUAGGAGCAAUGUCUACGCUUGAGAUCGAAGCUCGAGAUGUCAUCAAAAUUGUGCUUCAGUUUUGCAAAGAAAAUUCCUUGCAUCAGACUUUUCAGACGCUACAGAAUGAGUGCCAGGUUUCCCUGAAUACUAUGGAUAGCGUUGAAACCUUUGUUGCUGAUAUUAUUAGUGGAAGAUGGGAUGCAAUAUUGCCUCAAUUUUCUCAACUCAAGCUUCCCCGGAUAAAUUGGAAGAUUUAUAUGAGCAGAUUUGCUGGACUAGCUGUGACAUGAUGAGAGGCAACUGAAUUUGGAAACCAUUCAAUUGCUGGAGCAGCUGUGGGUGUAGGCAGCAACGCUGGUUGAGUUGCAAUCAUAGCUUGUGGUGCUGCUGUAGCAGGUUUGACAUACUGAUAAGACCUUGGCUGAUUCUGUGAUUGCUGUGUCUACACAAAAUACUGAUUAUUAGCUGAGACUUCAGGUGGAGGAAGGUUUCGGUCAAAGUCCUCAUCAAAACGGUGCCAACAUGUCAUAAUGUCAUGACCAUACUUGAAUGUUGUGUGUGGAAAAUUAAGGAGAGGAAAUUUGAAUGUUGUGAGUAGCCUUUGCAGUCUUUUGGUGCAUAUUAUGGUUGGAGCAGAAUGCUUGUAUGUUUAAAGGCUUAUCAUGACUCAACAAAAGAGAAGCGUCGUGUGCUAAUAGCCCAAGAUGCAUUUAGUGCUGUGGAAAAGAUACUACAUACUCUCAGAUCACUGCUGCCAAUUUUGGAUCCAUUUCAACUUUCACCUCAAAAUGAAGUAUUCGAUGCUGUGCUUUGUGUAGACUUUAGCAGGGAUUCGGAGAUGCUUGCAUCUGGGUCACAAGAUGGAAAGAUUAAAGUGAGUAUUACAUAUCUGCAUUUAAGGCUGCAUGGCCAACCUUCAUGCACAUAUAAUACUGAUCAACAUCGCUCUGAUGAUAUCACGGGGAAAUAGAACUGCGCUGUGCUUCAGAAAAACAUUCAUUUGGUGAAUUUAUGAUUGUAGUCUCUGUGAAGCGUGACAGAGUAGUUAAUAGCAGUAAAUCAAGCUGCUACAGCAGAUAUGCAGGGCAGAGCGGCCUCUGGCCUCUUUAAGUUCUAUAACAGCCAGUCAACCUCAAUUCUGAAUAAGAAUGAAAUACCUGUUUUGUCCAUUCUUUUUCUAUUACCCACUCAUUUGUUUAGGGAGAUUUUUGUGAUUUUAAUUUACACCCCUUUUUUGGAUCAAAAGGAUUUUCGGGUUAGAAUUCUUUUAUACAUAAAAAAACCCAGCAGCCCCACCCUCUGUACCUCAGGUGUUCGUAUUCCGACUACCACCCAGCAGCCAAGCAUUUUUCGGUCAAAUCUGUCCGAUUUUUGGCAGCCUCGGCCUCUCUUCUCAGGUCUUUGCUCUGUCCCUCUGUUUUGCUCAGCUUAUCCAUUCCCAGCUUCUUCCUCUUUUGCAUAGCUCUGCCUUUUUUUUUUUGAAUAAGUGAUAACGUGCAAUGUCUUUUUUUCCUCAUUAUGCCUCUUGACUUUUGUUAUUGACUUUUUAAUUAUUCUUUAGAUUGAUGGUGAUGUGUAUCCAGACUAUGACUUUGGAUUAUUAAUGAUGUAUGUCUUUAAUUUGGGUUAUGUUUUAUUUUUGAGUAUUUACAUGUAUGUAGUAUGAAUUGUUUAUCUUGUAUCCAUUAUCUUUGGUGUGUUGGCUAUUUCACUAUAAUGCUUUUUGGGUCUGCCGCCUGCACUGUAUCUGGCAUUGUCAACUAUGACACAUCAAUGUAUCAUACAUUCUUAGAGUGAACACUCCUGUGUGUUAGCUUUCUGUAAUGUGCUGUAAUAUAUAAGAUGUUUGUUGAAUUGAUGCAUUACUAUAGUACUGCACCUCCUAGAUUUAUUUUCCUGCACCCUAGCAGUCAGCUUUGCUAUUAGCCCACGUGACCU
Messenger RNA from Gastrolobium bilobum, 1969 nucleotides. Its product is annotated as suppressor of mec-8 and unc-52 protein homolog 1-like. The record is from RefSeq and is a predicted model, not a curated record. Gene Ontology annotation, cellular component: precatalytic spliceosome. Gene Ontology annotation, molecular function: protein binding. Gene Ontology annotation, biological process: mRNA splicing, via spliceosome. The transcript is spliced from 6 exons. The coding region runs from base 669 to 1001 and encodes 110 amino acids. NCBI's taxonomy places the organism in Eukaryota, Viridiplantae, Streptophyta, Magnoliopsida, Fabales, Fabaceae.